AACCCUAGAAAUUAACGGAAACAUAUUCCACCAAGCUUUGAAUUGCAGCCUCUUCUUGUUCUUCCACCACACACACAACGACAACGCUCGCGCUCUUCAUAGCUCAUCAUCGUCGGCCACCGCGGACUUCACUCGCCGGCUCGGCCUUCCUCUUUUCGCUUCUCUCGCCAGACCAUGGAUUCAUCAUCAUCAGCACUGCUAUACAGCCAUCUCAAGGCUGCAGACCCCUUUUUCUUAAUGGCUGGUCCAAAUGUAAUUGAAUCUGAAGAUCAUAUUAUGCGAAUGGCUGCUCACAUAAAGGCGGUCGCCUCAAAAGUUGGGUUGCCCCUGGUCUUUAAGUCAAGCUUUGAUAAAGCUAAUCGAACAUCAUCAAAAUCGUUUCGAGGUCCAGGCUUGAAUGAAGGUUUAAAGAUCUUGGAGAAGGUUAAAUUAGCAUAUGACUUACCUAUAAUUACUGAUGUUCAUGAAGCUUCUCAGUGUGAAGCAGUUGGCAAAGUUGCAGAUAUUAUUCAAAUUCCUGCAUUUCUGUGUCGUCAGACAGAUCUUCUAGUUGCAGCAGCCAAGACUGGGAAAAUUAUCAAUGUCAAGAAGGGCCAGUUUUGUGCUCCUUCGGUCAUGGAAAAUAGUGUUGAAAAGAUUAGGCUGGCUGGUAAUUCAAAUGUGAUGGUCUGUGAGAGGGGAACUAUGUUUGGAUACAAUGAUUUGAUUGUUGAUCCACGCAACCUGGAGUGGAUGAGAGAAGCUAAUUGUCCUGUUGUUGCUGAUGUUACACAUUCACUGCAACAGCCUGCUGGGAAAAAGUUGGAUGGUGGAGGUGUUGCAAGCGGUGGUCUUCGUGAAUUGAUACCAUGUAUUGCAAGGACAGCCGUUGCUGUUGGUGUUGAUGGAAUUUUCAUGGAGGUGCAUGACGAUCCUUUGAAUGCGCCCGUUGAUGGUCCAACUCAAUGGCCAUUGCGCCAUUUGGAGGAACUUCUUCGAGAGCUUGUGGCAAUUGCAAGGGUGAGCAAGGGGAAGCAACCAUUCAAUAUUGAUCUUACACCAUAUCGUGAUUGAAGAUUUUAACGAGUCCACUUUAACUUUUAAGAAAAUAAACCUACUGUUAAAUUAUUGCUCAUGUCAUGUUUUGCAUUUACAUGCAUUGAAAUUGAAUAAUGAAUAUUGGAGGAUUUUUUUUAUAGGGCCUCUGAAAAAGACCCCAUCAGUAGGGUCUUUAAUAGCCUAUGAGCAGUUGACACUUUAUUUAAUGAAAUUGUGUUUUGUUUGGA
Messenger RNA from Cannabis sativa, 1265 nucleotides. Its product is annotated as 2-dehydro-3-deoxyphosphooctonate aldolase. Gene Ontology annotation, molecular function: 3-deoxy-8-phosphooctulonate synthase activity. Gene Ontology annotation, cellular component: cytoplasm; cytosol. Gene Ontology annotation, biological process: monosaccharide biosynthetic process. The transcript has 14 exons. The record is from RefSeq and is a predicted model, not a curated record. Bases 175 to 1053 code for a protein of 292 amino acids. NCBI's taxonomy places the organism in Eukaryota, Viridiplantae, Streptophyta, Magnoliopsida, Rosales, Cannabaceae.